Molecule: messenger RNA, 2145 nt
Organism: Triplophysa dalaica
Lineage: Eukaryota; Metazoa; Chordata; Actinopteri; Cypriniformes; Nemacheilidae
Product: zinc transporter ZIP9
Biological process (GO): transmembrane transport; zinc ion transport
Cellular component (GO): membrane
Molecular function (GO): metal ion transmembrane transporter activity
Source: RefSeq, a predicted model, not a curated record
UUUUGAAUGAUUCGCGAAACCCUCAUAGACUUUACAGCAACGUACAGUAACUGUAACUCUAAAUCAAAUAAGUAUUAGAAACAUUAAACGUAAACGUUUGAGCACGCGUUUUUAGGAAUGACUCGUUUUAAACGAACCGUCCGAACGAGUCGAUUCUGCAAAUGACUCGAACGCUGUUCUCCGAGCAUCAUGUAAUCCCAUUCCUCCUCCUCAGGCUCUGACUCUUGGGUGUAGUUUCGGGUUGUGUGGCGAUAUGGAGGGUGUUGAUACGUGGAGAACUUCACUCAUGGCUUUCAUUGAGUGUCCAAAGAGGACUUUGUGUCUUUCUUUUGAGUGUUCUGUUGUUUCACGUUCUGAAGAAGUUUGAAGACUUUGAACAGAAGAGCUGAAGAACCGAAGGAGUCAUGGACGGAGUUUGGGGUGUUAUUCUCAUUUCUCUGGCUAUGUUCGUGGGCUGUUUCGUGCUCGGGAUUAUUCCACUGAUGUUCAAUUUAUCAGAGCAAAAGCUGCAGCUGAUCACUGUGCUGGGGGCGGGGCUUCUAUGUGGCACCGCUCUGUCAAUCAUCAUCCCUGAGGUGGAGCUUGUGCAGGAGUCAUGGAAGGACUGGUAUUGCUCCUCUGUGAGACAGAGUCCAAAUAUCUCCGAAUCCAAUUCAACACUUCUUCCGGCGGCCCAGAGAACCCUGCGACCUCACUUCGUCAUAGGAGUGUCUCUCGUCAUGGGCUUUGUGCUCAUGUUUGUGGUGGACCAGAUUGCCAACUACUGCUCCUAUCACGAAUCUCAGGUGCGCAUGUCUGGUAGCUUUAGUGUCACCGCCACCCUGGGUUUAGUUAUUCACGCUGCCGCUGAUGGAGUGGCUCUGGGGGCGGCUGCCGGCUCCUCGCAGGUGUCCGUUCAGGUGGUCGUGUUUUUCGCUGUCAUUUUGCACAAGGCUCCAGCAGCGUUCGGUCUGGUCACCUUCCUCAUGCACGCUGGUCUUGAGAGGAAGACCAUUCAGAAGCAUUUACUGGUGUUCUCUGCUGCAGCGCCUCUGCUGGCCAUCAGCACUUACUUCAUCUUGAGCUCGAGUAACAGCUCCUCUCAGAACCGCUUGAGUGCCACAGGAAUCGGGAUGCUGUUCUCCGCUGGAACGUUCUUGUAUGUGGCCACAGUUCAUGUUUUACCUGAAAUCAGCAGCAGAGGGCAGCAGCGCUCCUCUCAUCUUCAUCACACAGAAGCUGCAGGACACCAGCAGCAUGGACUGGGAAUAAUAGAGAGCCUCACUCUUAUACUGGGAACUGCAUUACCUGUGCUGCUGGCUCUCGGCCUGCCAGAGGAUUGAUUCAUCCAUUAUAAUUUAACAAUUUUUAUUGUUUAUUUUCACAAGUUUUAUAUUUGGUGAAGCUGUCAACAAAAAUAUGAAAGUUUUAUGUACAUUUGUUUUAUUUCCGUUCCAAAAGUAAACAAACAACCAAAAAUAGUCUGUGUGAUGACAUGGUACACGAUCGUAUCCUUUGGUAAUACCAUGAUACUGAAUAAUUUAUUUAUUUACUGUUGUAUCCAGAGUGGCAAUGUACUUCAAAGAAUACCAUUGUGUUGUUAUUAGGUACUGUAACAACUUUUUAAAUAGGUGCAUUUCCAAAAUAUCAUGUUAUUGUACAGAUUUUUUGUCAAUGAAGUAUUUUAGGUUAGAAAUGUUUAUGUGCUUUGGACUUCCUGUUAAAGGGGCUGGAAACAGCAUGUGUAUUUUUGGGCAGUGUGCACAUUCAAAGACUUCCCGUUAGACAGCCGAGUUUAACAGUGAUGUCAGCAAUAUUUACAUAGGACGCGGAGCACCUGGGUCAAGUGUGUGUUCGGCCUGGCUGUGAUGAAAGUUUCUUUUCGAUUUCCUCUAUCUACCAGAAUGUACACAUCUGGAACACAUCCAGGCUCGUAUUGUACUAUUAUUUAUUUUAUUGCCGCAAAUCUUAAGUGCAAUAAAGAUUUUCAAAUCAUCUAGAAAAGUCUGUAGUUGUAAACGAUUAAUUUGAAUCAAGAAUGGUCUAGUAUUUGUGUUUGGCAACAGCAACAAAUGUUUAUUUUGAGAAUUUUAAUGCAUGUGGAUUCAAAUGUAGCAAUCACUCAUGAAUUUGUUAUGUGUAAAAAUAAAUAUAAAAUCUGCAGUG